GUUUCCGGUUUAUUCGUCACGCGCAUCCGUGACACAUUUAGGCUAAUGUUGCUAAGAAUAAAUGCUAUCCUAAAAUCCCUUACUGUAAGUUUUCCGUUUGUGUAAUUUGUUUGGUUCAUUUGGCAAUGUAAGAUAAAAAUAAUCGGUGGUGUUAAAGCACUUCAUAAAGCUAGUCUUUGUGUGAGCAGCGGUACAUACAUUAGAGAGCUCUUUAUUGUUAGCCUAAUUGUAGCCUCAGCUUUCACUUCUGUUCUGCGGGGCUAGAAAACAGCAGCCGCUUUACUAGCCUGGUUGCUAAUUAGACAUACAUCUUAUUAAUAUACUAGGGUUUUGUGAAGUGUUUUUGUUCAGCGUGUGUGGAAGAUAUCCGUGACACUUGCUUUCAUUUCUAAUUCCUUAAAAGUCACAUCGUCAGGCGGCUCAUUGUUUGCUAUAACACACAAGUAGCCGUUAGCCAACCGGCUAACUUUUGAGGAAGCGUCUCAUCUCUUCAUGACAUUAACUUUGUGUUGACGUCUGCUCAACCCGAUCAUUUUAUUAUUUGUACUCCGAAGACUCAAGAAGAUAGACAUUUGUUAAUUCUGGUAACUUCCACACACUAAAGAAGCGGAGCUCCGUUUUUUUAUUUUUAUUUUAAUACUAGUUGGAAGUUAUUUUUGUGCCACGAUGGCUUCCUCAUCUGGGAACGACGACGACCUCACCAUCCCCAGAGCAGCCAUCAACAAAAUGAUUAAGGAAACUCUCCCUAACGUUCGAGUGGCCAACGACGCCAGGGAGCUCGUCGUUAACUGUUGCACGGAGUUCAUCCACCUCAUUUCCUCGGAAGCCAACGAAAUAUGCAACAAAUCCGACAAAAAGACCAUAUCUCCUGAGCAUGUCAUCAACGCCCUCGAGAGCCUCGGUUUCGCGUCUUACAUCACGGAGGUCAAAGACGUCCUGCAGGAGUGUAAAACUGUAGCUCUGAAGAGGAGGAAGGCCAGUUCUCGACUGGAGAAUUUGGGUAUCCCGGAAGAGGAGCUCCUCAGACAACAACAGGAACUGUUUGCAAAGGCCCGGCAACAACAGGCAGAACUCGCCCAGCAGGAGUGGUUGCAGGUGCAGCAGGCUGCCCAGCAGGCACAGAUGGCGGCCGCAUCUGCCAGUGCAGCCCAGCAGGCUGGUUCCUCUCAGGAUGAAGAUGAGGAGGAUGACCUGUGAACUCCGGAUGUGGGUACAUGUUCGGACUUUGUCCUGGGACACUGCUGGCACACGUAUCUUCCAGCGUUCUCGUUGGCGGAGACGUCUUUGAGCGCUGAAAAUAAGCACAUUUGAAGAGAACAGUGAAAGCGGAAUGGGCCCCAUCCAGAUCCUAGUUCCUGGAAACGAUUUGGAUUGAAUGGCUGAGUUUUGUGUUAACCUUAUGUUCCCCAUAUAAGUUACUUAUGUGAAAUGAGCUCUUUGAUGUUCUGUUGUGAUUGGAUUUGUAGUUGUGAACACACUGAGAGCAGAUACUGGGACGCGUCAGCGACUCAAGCGUCAAGUCUCUGCUCCUUCAGGUACAUCACAGACGCCCAGUCCUCAGUCGGUGGUUUAGAUGAACUCGUUUCUCUUUAUUUGAUUAUUGGUGGUCACUUUUACAGGAAAGAUUUUGUUUUCUCCCUUAGCAUUUUUGUUCAGACAGUGAAUUUGUUUGAGGCAUUGUGAAUAUUGAAUUUGUUUCGUUAUGUAGAGAAAUAAAUAGACCUUUUUUUUUUAUUUUAGCUUGUUCUGAUAUUUGUCAUUUUGUUCUUCCUUAGAACCGCCCACAGUAUUGGUAAUUAGCUGCAAAGUUGAGCAAAUUAAACUUUUAUCUCAUAGAACCAAAGAUGGAGGACAGACUUACGCUCAGACUUUGUUUUUAAAAGUGUAGGUGCUACCGUGAUACUUACUGCUGACUCCAGAUCAGUGUAAAUGAUGUGAGGAACCUUGUGAGAUGCUUUUGUGUUCAGGCUGAAAUGAUUUCCAUUUUCCUCUGGAGCAGUAUCUAAAUAUCUUUAUUGUGACUUUGGUCAGCCCUCAGCGUUAAAAAAAAAAAACAAGUUGUGAAACAGUCAUUUGUUAUUCUACAAAGUUGUAUUCUUUAAGCAAUAAAGAAGUGUUUUUAUA
Nothobranchius furzeri (turquoise killifish) is the source of this 2124-nucleotide messenger RNA. It is a transcript of the gene dr1, whose product is annotated as down-regulator of transcription 1. Gene Ontology annotation, biological process: RNA polymerase II preinitiation complex assembly; negative regulation of transcription by RNA polymerase II. Gene Ontology annotation, cellular component: negative cofactor 2 complex. Lineage: Eukaryota; Metazoa; Chordata; Actinopteri; Cyprinodontiformes; Nothobranchiidae. Gene Ontology annotation, molecular function: TBP-class protein binding; protein heterodimerization activity; RNA polymerase II general transcription initiation factor activity. The record is from RefSeq and is a predicted model, not a curated record.